Podospora pseudopauciseta is the source of this 2723-nucleotide messenger RNA. RefSeq lists its product as uncharacterized. Lineage: Eukaryota; Fungi; Ascomycota; Sordariomycetes; Sordariales; Podosporaceae. The transcript has 3 exons. The coding region runs from base 1314 to 2501 and encodes 395 amino acids. The record is from RefSeq and is a predicted model, not a curated record.
CUCGUGAUGUUGUAGUGCUCUAAAUUGUUUAUUUUAUUCUUCCUGCUGACUGACAGGUAGCGGGUGUCCUUGGCUGGCAGAUGCUCCCGUCAACGUGCACCGACGUGGCCCCAGCCUUCUGCCCCGGGCUGGCAAAGAUCCCAAGCCCCUGAAAGACAGGCAAUCUUGAACGGGCAGACGGGGUCGGAUUGUCGGCGGGCCUCGCUCUUCCAUCAACACAAUCAAGAACGUGGGAAUAUCGCCACGGCUGCCUACCACGAAUGCGAUGAUGCCAUUGUCAGGGCUGUCCUGCACCAGCCGGAGCACAUGUCUUGAAUUCUAUGACUCCCGACCGAUUGGGAGAGUCCCCCCCCCCCAAAAAAAAACGCCCCUAUCAACCAGAAGCACAGCACCUGCACUUGCACAAGGCUUAAGAACGGGGGCUAUCCUUUCACAGCAUAACUCCCUCAGCCUUGCCAUUACGGAAUAUCUGUGCUUCUGAAACGGUGACCUCGAACAUUGAUGACAUCCAUUAUUAACAGUAGAGGCAUGUGAUGGGUGCAUCAGUUGGCUACCUCCCAACAAGGAGAUCUGCAAAGACCGAGGAGAAAGCUCACCGUCUUUGCCCUCCUACGGUGUCAAGUGAGAAGUGUGUGGGUCACAAUGGGUCGUAACGCUGGAGUCCUAGGGACAGCCAUAGGACUUCCCAAGCCCAUACCUACAGCCUGCAACCCGGGAGCUGCACAACGGGACAAAGCCGAACGAACUGCCAGCCAUUUCAGCAUCAGCUUGUUUGCUUGUCAGCCCUACAAACUCGUGAGAAGGCAGUCAGAUUGGACCUGAUACUUGGGAUUCGGCCUGGUCGGCGUCUGAUGUGCAGAUACAGGAUCACAACACGAGCGUGUCGAAUGUCAACUCGUCCGGGCGUCUUAUCCGCAGCUGCACGGGAGAUCUUGGUUGGUUCAACCCCUUUUGAUAUUUGACAUAGUGAUCCAUUCUCCAUGUAUAACAUGACAAAAGCAUUCGAUGAUGCAGAUGCAGCAUAUCUCAGAAAGUGGGUCGCUGGGCUAUGUUCAUAGCUGCCAGCUGACAGGCCUCUCUCGGUCAGCCGUAAAAAUUUCCAACCGCCGGGUGCACGGGGCACACACGGACCGUUGAUGGCACGAAUUGAAGCAUUGGUCAGUCAACUUUUCUGAGAUUCGCUGCUGGUGCGCCCGACGGAUGUGAUACUCGCCCGCCCCGGUCCCCCCUCCCCCGCCGACCAAAAGGACGAACACAACUCCCCUCACCACUCCCCAGCACACCAACGGACAAUUGACCGUCUGCGGCCCGAGAUGGACAAGAUCCUCCGCCGGGUUGCCAUGGCCGAGCGCCAGGUGACAAAACGAAUCAAGCGCAAGACCCAGCGCCGGUACCAGCAAGAGAAGAAGGAGCGGAUGAGGGAGAUCAAGAGGCACAGAGAAGAAAUCGGCGAGGACAUGCGACAGGCCAUCAUCCGCCGCAAUGAGGACCUCAAGUUGGGCCCCAUCGCCCCCAACCGUGACACUGGCAAGCUCAACGAAUUCGGCAACCCAUACGGCGCCAUCUCGGUCGACAGAGCUCUCCUCCACUCCCAGCUCACCCCCGCCCAAAAGGAAGCCCGCUGCGCCUGGGCCGGCGGCUCCAAGAACCUCUGCCUUGCCCCCGGAGACCGUGUAGUCAUCCUCGAGGGCCCCUACAAGGGCAAGAUCGUCCCCAUCAAGACCAUCCGAACCAACACCAUGGUCCUCGAGAUGGAGGACGAGCUCAAGACCAACGUCAAAAUCCCCGAAUACCUCCGCGAACCCGGCUCCUCCCCAGUAGAACCAAUCGCCAUGGCCGUCCCCAUCUCAGCCGUCCGCCUCGUCUACCCCCUCCCCCACCCCGACUCCGGCCACGUCCGCGACGUCAUCGUCCGCGAGCUCAAACCCAUCAACAUCUCCUACGACCGUCCCACCCGCCGCACCCUCUUCUCCCGCCUCGUCCCCGGCCUCAACGUCACCAUCCCCUGGCCCGCCGUCCCCCCCGUCAAGCACAUCGACCACCCAAUCGACACCCUCCGCAUCGACGUCGAGGAACGCACCUACAUCCCCACCCUCCUGCGUCCCCCAAUGCCAGAGGUGGUCAUUGACGAGCUCCGCAACCGCUACAGCAAGUUCCGCACGAGGCACACGGAGGAGUACAUCGCCAAGAUUCAGGCCCAGGAGGACGAGAAGAAGGCCAGGAGGAAGAGCGUCGAUACGAUGUUGCAGCCGGUGCAGGAGUACAACAGGAAGCUGAGGGAGCUGAGACGGGAGAGGGGCCAGCCGGUGCUGACGGAUGAGAUGUUGGAGAAGAUUGGCAGGGUUAUUGCCAAGAAUCAGGCGCUGAGGAAGAGCGGUGGGUUGGUGAGCGCGCAGUUGGAGCAGAGGAAGAAGCAGGACGAGGAGUUGAGGAAGGCGGUGGAGAGUUUAUCGAUAGAGGGCGGCGAGGGGAUAGCGCCGGUGGACCAACCAAAGGUGUAGAACCAUCAUGUGUAGGUAAGGUACAUACAUAUCAAAACAAGAUACCCCUGGGUUGAAAAUGGCGUGAAUGGGUGAGGGUAUUGAAAGUGUAAAAACAUAUGGAACGGUCGUGUUUGAUACGGGAAUGUUUCUUUGUAACAGUAAAUGAUGUAGCAUAUAGAAAGGGGCGGAACAAGAGAAAUCACAAGAAACGCCAUUUCACGAAGCACAUGGUUGAAACUG